Syngnathus acus (greater pipefish) is the source of this 4231-nucleotide messenger RNA. RefSeq names its product structural maintenance of chromosomes 5 (gene smc5). The record is from RefSeq and is a predicted model, not a curated record. Gene Ontology annotation, cellular component: Smc5-Smc6 complex. The transcript has 24 exons. Bases 92 to 3328 code for a protein of 1078 amino acids. Lineage: Eukaryota; Metazoa; Chordata; Actinopteri; Syngnathiformes; Syngnathidae. Gene Ontology annotation, molecular function: ATP hydrolysis activity; ATP binding. Gene Ontology annotation, biological process: double-strand break repair via homologous recombination.
GAAGGAGAAUAAGCGCGCUUAGACAAAACAUGUCGACGGAGGUUUCCCGUAUGGUGAAGUGUUGAGGGGUGACGGCGGUUCUCGUAGCAUUAUGGCAGCCCCCUUGAAAAGAAUUAAACUCAGUCAUGCCCACCGAAGCUCAUCAGACAGUGUCCCCUCCGGCAGUCAGCCCAGUGGAGCCAACGAGGCUGGCUGUCCUUUUGUGGAGGGUGCGGUACUUCGCAUCACCAUGAAAAACUUCCUGACGUACGACUACACCGUGGUACAUCCUGGACCAAACCUGAACAUGGUUAUCGGAGUAAAUGGAACCGGCAAGUCCAGCAUUGUAUGCGCAAUCUGUCUCAGCCUGGCAGGAAAGACCACCAUCCUGGAAAGAGGAGACAAGAUCGGGAGCUACGUGAAACGAGGAUGUGACCAAGGAUUUGUUGAAAUUGAACUUUUCAAGAGUAGUGGGAAUAUAAUAAUUAACCGAGAGAUCCACGCGGCAACCAACCAGUCAGUGUGGAGGCUGAAUGGAGAAACUUGUAACCAGAAAACGGUGGAGGAAAAAGUCAAGGCUCUGCAAAUUCAAGUGAACAACCUUUGCCAGUUCAUGCCUCAGGGAAGAGUGGGGCAAUUUGCCAAAAUGUCCAAAAUCGAAUUGCUGGAGGCGACCGAGAAGUCUGUGGGUCCGCCGCAAUUGUUUCAGUAUCACUGCGAGCUCAAAAGCUUUCGCAACAAAGAUAGAGAAAUGGAGAAUGCUAUAAAGGAGAAAACCAGCUAUCUGGAGAAAAGCAAGCAGAGAUACGAGAGAAACAAACUUGACGAGACUCGCUAUUAUGAGAAGAAGAGGCAUCUGGAUGUGAUUGAGUUGAUCGAGAAGAAGACACCGUGGGUGGAGUACGAAACCACCCGGAAGGAGCUUGAGGGUGUGAAGAAGGAACGAGAUGAGGCGAAAAGGGAGCUCUCUGUCCUCAAGAAGUCCCAACUGCCCAUGAUGACCAAGAUUCAGGCCAUUGAAGAGCAGCUGAAGCCUAGUGACACGCAAAUGAAGACAAAGAGUGCUGCCAUUAAAGAAGCUUCUUUAAAAUGCAAACAAAAACAAGAUCAGUUGGAUCGACUCUUCAAAGAGAUUGAAGAUAUAAAACAGGCAUUUAGAAUGAAACAAACAGAAGAAGAAGAUCAGAGGAAGCGUAUCAUAAAUGUAAAACUGAUGAUCGAGGACUUAAAAGUUGGGCUUGCUGAAAUCGAAAACCAGCCCGACGUGACGCCGAGGAUCAGUGAAGUCAAUGCUGAGUUGAGGCACAUCCAACUGGAGAAGAGCAAAGUGGAAGAGGAGAAAGCCAACCUGUGUCGCGAGAAGAACAACCUUGUUGCAGAGAUGAGAAUGUUGGAGAAAAAGCUCGGCGACAUGAAUAACAUGAUGAUGGUAAAAGAGGAGAAGCUGCGUGGACGCCACAGGGACACACACACAGCCUUGCAGUGGCUCAGGCAGAACCGACACCUCUUCAGCGGAAACGUCUACGAGCCCUUGAUGCUUGUGAUUAACAUGAAAGAUCACCGCUUUGCCAAGUACAUGGAGAACCACAUCGCCUUCAAUGACCUCAGGGCGUUUGUCUUCCAGAGGAAGGAUGACAUGGCAAAUUUCAUGAAAGAGGUGCGUGACAACAUGAACUUGAGAGUCAAUGCUAUUAUUGCUCCAAGAGAGACGUGCUCAAGAAUGACUCCAUCGCGGCAUAUCGAGUCCUUGAGGCGAUUUGGGUUCUUCACCUAUCUGCGUGAGACCUUCGAUGCCCCCGAUGAGGUAAUGAGUUACCUCUGUCAUCAGUAUAAAGUGCACGAGAUCCCCAUCGGCAAUGAGCAGACUGAAGCCAUGAUAAAUACGGUGAUACAGGAGCCCUACAUCAAGGUGAUAUACACAAAUGACCAGAAGUACACGAUAAAGAAGUCCUUCUACUCCAACAUUACCGCUACCAAAAACACAACCGUGUAUCCACCCAAGUACCUCGGUAUCACUGUGGACACCGAGCAGAAGAUGCAGCUGGAGCAGCAGAUGAAGAUUUGCCAGUCCAGGGUUCCAGACAUUGAUGAGCAGCUGCACCAGCUUCAAAAAGAAGCGACCGUCCUGGAUCGCCGUGAGAAUGAACUGUUGACAGAGAAGAAGACGCUCUUGGAAUUAAAGGGCAAAAAGAGACAACUCGAGCAGAAAAUCAGCAACAAACAGGACAGACUGAGGGAGCUGGAGCAAAGCGGAAUCGACCUGAAGAAGAUUGAGGCAGAGACAAAAGAGAAAAUAAGUGCUGUCAAUUCCAAGAAGACAUCUAUAGUUACUGCAUUAUUGGCACAAAUUAAGCUGCGAGCCAAGUUGACCAUGGAGAAGGUGUACCUGGCCUUGGAGAUGGUGGCGCUGUUGGCAGAGAAGACUAAGCUGACUAACAUUUGUAGAGAAAACACAAGUGCACUCAAAGAGAUCAGUGACAAAUGCAGCCGGCUGGAUGAGAGUACAGUCCUGCUCAAACAACAAUGCAAAGAGUUCCUGAACAAAGCCAAAUCAAUCUGCCGGAUGAAGCCCGACGAGGCGUUACCGCAGCACCUCCAUCAUGCUUUCACUAAGCUGCCCGACACGCUGGACGAGUUGGAGGUCAUGUUGAAUGAAGAGCGGUCCAGAGCCGAGUGCUUUCCGGGACUCAGUAAUAAGGUUGUGGAGGAGUGCAAGAAGCGAGAGCAGGAAAUCAGAGAGCUGGAACAAGAGCUGGCUGAGAAGAACGCGGCCUUCACUGCUUUCAGACAAAAGAUGUCACAGGCCAAAGAAAACUGGCUUAACCCUCUGAAACAGCUGGUGGAACAAAUCAACGACAAGUUCAGUGAUUUCUUCCACGCCAUGAAGUGUGCAGGAGAAGUGGAUUUGCACUUUGAAAAUGAGGAGGAAUACGACAAGUAUGGCAUCAACAUUCGGGUCAAGUUCCACGAGAGCAGUCAACUGCAUGAACUGACACAAUUCCGUCAGAGUGGAGGAGAGCGCAGCGUUUCCACCAUUUUGUACCUCAUGGCCCUGCAGGAGCUCAACCGCUGCCCCUUCAGAGUGGUAGAUGAGAUCAACCAGGGUAUGGAUCCUAUCAAUGAGAGGAGAGUUUAUGACAUUCUGGUCAGCACCGCCUGCAAAGAGCAAACGUCGCAGUACUUCUUCAUCACACCCAAAUUGCUGAAGAACCUCAGCUACGUCGACGAGAUGACCUACGUUUGUAUCCAAAACGGCCCUUUGAUGCUUGGCGCCGACAAGUGGGUCGAGGAGGCGUUCUAUCGACGCGUUCGCCGGAAAAAGCAAACUCAGGCUAGAUCGAGACCUUGAGUAUUGCCUUCAGAUUCUGUGGCCACAUUCACGAUGGUCUGAAAGAAGCUCUGUAAGCAUAUGCGCCACAGGUGAACGUAGAACAGGAGGUGGAGGUUAUCGCGCCAUUGGAUGGUAUCUGGCUUCAUGUUACAAUAUUACGUUUUGGAUGGAGUAAUCUGCUCACAAUAAAUGGCACUCAUUUCCUAUCACAGCUAGCUUUCUCUGGUUAGCCUGUCGAACGGGAGUGUCCAAACUACGGGCUCCUGUCCAUUUUAGCGGAUGUAACAUUUUAAAACUGACGUUUGACACAAUUUUAAAAUAGGAAGAACUGUUUAAGAGUUGUGGGUUUCAAAAAGGAUCAUUAUAGAGCGCUUGUUUUAUGCUGUAUAAUGUAAAGAUGCAAAAAGGUACAACAAAAAUAGCACCUCAACAGCUAAAGUUCUUACCUAAUUUUUUCAAAUAACUUCAUUACAAUGACAUUAUAUAAUUUCUUAGUGUUUUGUGUUUUAUAUGUAUAUAUAGAAGUCCAAUUUUAAAGUGGCCCUUGCAUUAUUCCAUUUAUAUGUAAUGUGGCCUUAAGCGGAAAGUUUUUUUUAAUUUUAUUUUACUGAGCUGCAGUCUUUUGUGGUAGCACACAACUGCAGAAACUAGUUGACAUUUAUUUUGGUUUAAUGGCAAAUUGUGCCACAUUUGAGAAGUUCCACUCUAUUUCCUUCAUGAUGUGUGACUCGCACCAAUUUGGAAAUCAGGCAGCAUCCCAGAUUGGUUGUGAGGAUUUAAAUUUUGGGGGGUACAUCAAUGCUAACAACGGCAUCGGACUUGAAGGAGCACUGGGAGACUCCAACAUGAAAAGUGCAUCACAUUAAUCCAGUUGAGAUGUAACAAAGGCAUGAAUUAUCAUUGCUGAAUGCUGACGAAAGU